AUGCAUUGAAAGGGCGCCGUGACAAGAGAUUGGCUGGAAUGAUUUGGGUAGUGGAAGGGGUUGGUGUUACAGGCUGAAAGUGUUUGGAAGAAGCAGCGGCGUUUUGAAAACAGUGUUAAGAAGUAUUUUAGAUUAUUUUUUUGUUUUGUGUAUGUUAAUCGUAUCCGUCUAGUUUAUAUAGAUAUACAAACAUUUUGUUAGCGGCUGCAAUUUUAUUUCGUUAAACGGAGUUGUGUUAUUUUGAUUUGAAAUAUAGUAGAAGUACUACUGGUGUAAAUUAUAAAGUGGGCGGAAGUUGUUUUUGUUGUCAUUAUUUUUAAGUACAGCCUAUGCUUGGUAUUGUUUUUGUUUAUUUGUUUUUAACCUGCGAUCAAAAUUUAAAUCCCAGUACUGCAGGUUACGUAAGGUAAUAAAAUGCCGAGAAGUGUACGCAUUAAGACACAGAAAGUAGCGACCGAUUCAUCUCCAGUUAAUUGGGACACAGAUAUUAAUAUUAUUCGAAACCUCGAUGAAGAUUUGGUGAGAGAAGACGAUCCUGUUGAUCGAAGUUCUCGAGCAAUUGCCGAGGCCAGAAGCGCAACACUGCAAAGUUAUGAGACGGGGAACAUUGUGUCACAUAACAAUGUGCGUUCCUCCACCAGCAAAACUAGCAAGAGGUGGCCAGCCAGAGUGUUCUCAAUGAUUUGUUGCAUUGCAAUACUUUCCGUUGUUGCAUUUCUUUUGGCAUUCGUCUAUGCCUUUUUAAAAGAUUUACGUUUGGAGAAAGAAAAAAAUGAAGAUGGUACAGAAAUAAACAUACUGGGAUUUUGGAGUUUGCUGGUUUUGUCCUUGAGUGCUGGGCUGGCCUGUUGCAGUUUUUCCUGGACCUUGACUUACUUUGAUUCAUUUGAACCUGGAAUGUUUCCUCCGACUCCUCUCUCUCCAGCACGCUUUAGGAAGUUAACUGGCCAUUCCUUUCACAUUGGCUACAUCAUGGCAAUGCUAAACGGAAUAAUGGCAGCACUGACAGUAAUUUGGUGUCUUAUUUGAACAUGGUCUGCACCGACUAACCUACCUUCUUUGAAACCAGGAAUCUACAGCAAUCACUUGUCUAGACAUGCUGUAUAAUGCCUGAGUUUGACCUAUGGAAAUGUGCUAUUAAACGCUAUGACAUAAAAACAGACUGUUCUUUUGAUUAGGUUGGAAAAAACAACCAUUGCAUUGUAGCAAUAGUUGUACUAAAAACACUGCACUAAUUUUACUGUCUCUGUGGAUUGUUCUUUUAUUUAUAUAUUAUUCUUGCAGGGAAAACAUCUACUUAAAUAUGGCUACAAGGGAUCAUUACUUAUCUCAACAUUGAUUAUCUCCAGCCUGUGCUUUAACUUACCACUUAAUGAUAACAAAAUAAUGUAUCCAUAACAAGUUAACACCCAAUAGUACUGAAUUCAGAAAUACUAAAAACAAAAGCUUCUUUUAGUGUUUCUAAACAAUAUGAACCUGUGCUAAGCAUUUUCAUUGUAUGUGGGAUUAGAUCAAAUAUAUGUUGCAGAUCAUGAAUUACUUUACUGUAUCUUGAAAAUGAAUUGUUGUUGAAAUGUACACAUGCAGGCAUAUAACGCUUACUAACUGAAGUACACUAAUAUAUACAUACAUUUACACCGUGUUUUUAUUUUUAUUUUUUUUUACAUAGAAUCUUUAACCCUUUGCGGUCCAUU
Molecule: messenger RNA, 1694 nt
Organism: Polyodon spathula (Mississippi paddlefish)
Lineage: Eukaryota; Metazoa; Chordata; Actinopteri; Acipenseriformes; Polyodontidae
Product: ADP-ribosylation factor-like protein 6-interacting protein 6
Exons: 4
Coding region: 415-1029 (204 amino acids)
Source: RefSeq, a predicted model, not a curated record